GUCAAACUUGUGCAUUAGCAAACGUGAAAUGUUGACUGUUACAAUUAAAAAAGAACGGAGGAAGUAUUAAACUCUUUUAAAAUAAAUAUACAUGUCAGGACUCCUAUUGGAGUACCUUUUCCCAAAACAUUCACAGCGGACACAGGGGGUGACAAAGGGGAACCGCUGUCCCUCCCAAAAAAAAUCUAAGUAUAUUUACCCUGAAAUUUUAAAUGUAUAUGUAUUUGUAUGUAUAUUUUUGUACUGCCGCCCCUACAACCGGAAAUUCCUGCGUCUGCCGCUGCGUAGUGGCACAGUUCUAGUUCUCCGGCAGAGGCGCCAGUUUUCUGACCGCUAGGUGGAGGACUUCUCCCAAAAAAUAAAGCGAAGAUUGCUUUGUCUUCCAUCACCAUUAAUAGACAAAAUCAGUUAUAUGAUUUCAUUUGAAUAAUGACAAGAAGUUGAAAGAACAUUAGGAGAGAUGGAUACAAAGACGGGUAACCACUUGCCCACUAGCCAUCACUUGUUAUCCACGCUACCACAGUACGCUGCAAAUUCUGUGGUGGUAGCCGUUUGUUUUGAACCUAUAAACUCGAUCAGGGAAUUAAAUGGAGUUUACUCCUUUGCCAACCCAUCGUCUUAUAAAUAAGUCUGAGUGAAGUCCCAAGACACUUAUUUCUUUAUCAUAAAUCAUUCGGAUAUACGGACUACGGACUACGGAGUAUAUAUAAUAAUAAUGAAUAAAUACGAAAUGUGCAGAGAAGAUGAUGCAGGCGUACGUGCACCACCCAAGCACCAGAACGUGGCUCUAAUCAUCGGCGUCACCGGCAUUGUUGGAGCAAGCCUCGCCGAAACCCUCCCUCGCUCCGACACACCCGGCGGCCCUUGGAAGGUAUACGGCGUUGCUCGCCGUCCUAUCCGGUCCUGGAACACCACCGACCACCACCCCCCAAUCGAGUUCGUCCAGUGCGAUAUAACUGACCCAGAAGCUGCCCAAUCCAAGCUGACCGUACUGACCGACGUCACGCACGUCUUCUAUGUUACGUGGGCCAGCCGGCCCACGGAACUGGAAAACUGCGAGGCAAACGGGAAGAUGUUCAGCAACGUCUUGAAUGCGGUCAUCCCCAGCUGCCCGGGCCUGACUCACAUCUGCUUACAAACGGGCCUGAAGCAUUACUUUGGCCCGUUUGAGUCGUUUGGAAAAGCGGCCCAUGAAAUGCCCUUCCACGAGGAUCUCCCGCGGCUGGGCGUACCGAACUUCUACUACACCCUCGAGGACAUCCUCUGGGAAGAGGUGAAGAAGAAACCGGGUCUCACGUGGUCCGUGCACCGACCCGGUUUGAUAUUCGGGUUCUCCCCGAGCAGCAUGAUGAACACGGUGGGCUCGCUCUGUGCAUAUGCGGCAAUAUGUAAGCGCGAGGGGCUGAGAUUCAUAUUCCCGGGGGUGAAGGCGUGCUGGGAAGGGUACACCAACGGCUCAGAUGCGGAUCUGAUCGCGGAGCAGGAGAUUUGGGCCGCGGUGGAGCCAGCCGCCAAGAACGAAGCUUUCAAUGUGAGCAAUGGAGAUGUGUUCAGGUGGAAGCAGCUGUGGGGGGUGAUCGCGGAGCAGUUCGGUCUGGAGGUCCCGGAAUUUGAGGAUGCGGGGCCGGCGAUGAGCUUGGAGGAGAUGAUGAAAGGGAAAGGGCGUGUUUGGGACGAGAUUGUUAGGGAAAACGGGCUGUUGGAGACGAAGUUGGAGGAGAUUGGUCAAUGGUGGCUUGUGGAUGUAUGCUUUAGCGUGUGUGGUCCGUUGGAUAGUAUGAACAAGAGCAAGGAGCAUGGGUUCUUUGGAUUUAGGGACACCAAGAAGUCUCUAAUUGCUUGGAUCCAUAAGGCGAAGGCUUGCAAGAUUGUUCCUUAGUGAUUCCCAUCCUAACACCACCUUUCGAAAGUUCCGAAAUAAGACUAAAAUGGUUUGAACAUUCCAAAAUAGGACUAUUAUGUUUUUUAUUUCCCAAAUAUGAGUAAUUACUGUCAGGUUUGGAAAAUACUGUCAUGUUUGAAGUCUGGUACUGCCAAAACAUAACAAUAUUUAGUCCUGUUUUGGGAAUAAAAUCAUGACAGUCCUAUUUUGGAAUUUUCAAACCUUUUUAGUCCUAUUUUGGGUAAUAUUCUCUUCAUAAAACCAAAUAAUGCCUUAAGUCUCCUACAUUCCAUCCCCACUUUGAGUGUCGACAAAAAUAAUCUGAACUAGUAAUGGUGUUCAUAAGAAUAAAUUUGGUUGAAUUCACAUUAAUGCCCGUUUCAUACUUUUGAGAGAUACACUUACUUUUUCUUCCCCGUUCUUCUUAUUGAGGCAAAUUUAAACUAAGACCCGUUUAAUUUCAACACCAUUUUCAUCAUAUGUGGUUUUGUCUAAGUUGAAACAUAAAAGCGUUAAUCUUGGCGAAGAGGAAAGUAGAGGUAUAAGUUGGAAGUACUAAAUGAGCAUUAGUUUGAGUUUAUUAAAAAUUUAUUCUUGUCUAUACUAUUGCUAGUACGAAUUAUUUUUACGGACACUGUCAGUGUGUAC
Cuscuta epithymum is the source of this 2530-nucleotide messenger RNA. NCBI's taxonomy places the organism in Eukaryota, Viridiplantae, Streptophyta, Magnoliopsida, Solanales, Convolvulaceae. The record is from the annotation of a GenBank genome assembly.